UUUUGUUAACCGUUGUAGUAACGUUCAGUAAUAAUUGGCACAAAAGUGCAGAAAUUCCAUUGUGGAUUCAAAGGAAGAGAGGAACUGGGCGACGUUGGAAGAUUUGUUGGGAUGGGCAGCUGCCACCGAGGAGGAGGAUGCGACGCUAGAUCUUCUGAAGCUAUCCGCCAGCAAAAGUUUACCAGAAGGAUGGCAGAUGGGGAGAGUCUUGGUGCUAUCAAAUAGAGAGCUCUUCGGAUCAGAAAAAGAGAUCGACACUCUUCUCUUCAAAAAAAUUGAGUUUGCAAUCCCUACUCUGGAUGUGGUUAUGGCUUUCAAACUAACAGCCACGAAUCUUAAUGUAGAGUCCUUCAGCGCUUGUAAAAAGGCCAUGCUGGCCUGGCCGUUCUGCAGGGCCCUUAUUUUAAGCCCCCCUUCGUUAGUGAAUAAAGUGCGGGGGUCGAUAAGGGAGGCACAGAAGUUCGUGCAGUCAUUAGCGACAAUCAGACACCUUUUAACGCCCUGGGCAAUGGCAGCUACAGAGCUUCAACGAUUGUCAGGGACCGGGAGUCAACUCGAGGCGCUCGAGGAGUCAGAGGAGUCGGAAGAACCUCCGGUCAAAAGGUCGUGCCUGGAAGCCCUGGAGAAUCGAAUGACCUCCAUGUUUAAUAUUCUUUACGAAAAAAUCGACAAUCAAGCUACACAGUGUCCCACUUCGCCCCAGAGUCUAGAGGGGUCGUCAUCAGAUGAAUGGGAAGGCGCACCGGAAGAGUCAGAAUCGGAGCAGGACCGCAAGUCUUCUAGUGGUCUUGAAACCACGCAACGCCUAGCAUGGGAUCCGUUGGUAAAGGAAUGCGAGCGCCCCAUUCCUGAGCCAAAAUCAGCUAUCAGGGCUCAGGGAAUCAGAUGUCAAAAAUUGGGAUCGUCGGCAUGGAAUAAAAUUCGAUAUCUGGAAGUGCAGAAGAGACUGGGAGCUUCACCGGUUUUCAACGCUCUCAAGGUCAAUAAUGAAUUAACAAACGUAAGCCCAUCCACUUACCGCCAGGCGAUCAUGGCUAAAACCGAUCUAUUGACAGGCACUCUCUCUCAUGGUCUUUUAAUACAAAGGGAGCGUCUUUCUGACGCAUUCAAUUCAUUGGUAGCGAAGCACCCGGUAGUCCUCCCGGAUAUCAAGGCCCUGUUCCUUGGGGACUCGCCAGUCAGCACGAUUUCUGAUGAUUUACUCCACUACACUUGUGCAAGAAGAGCCGAAUUCAUCGAAAUGAGGAGAAACGCCUUUAAAGCACCAGAGCCCCAUCAUGCAGCGAAGCUAGCAGAGGUUCCCCCGUCAGAAUCCCACCUGUUUGAGGAAAAACAGUUAUCAGAAUUCUUGAAUCAGCAAGGGGGUGUCUCCAAGGUCUUCCCCCCGAGGCUAAAACGUCACCAGUUCAAGGGCUCGCAUUCCUUUCGCCCCAGAACUCAGCCUAACUCAGAAAAUACCACUCAUCCACGUCUCUCAAAAGCAAGACCGUCGACCAGUUCAGCCACACGUAAGCCGGAAGCGAGAUCUUCAAAGAACCCACCAAAGCGUAGGGAUUCAAGGAAAAGAAGCGCUCACUAUCGCAGAGCAUGA
Messenger RNA from Diachasmimorpha longicaudata, 1591 nucleotides. RefSeq lists its product as uncharacterized. The record is from RefSeq and is a predicted model, not a curated record. Lineage: Eukaryota; Metazoa; Arthropoda; Insecta; Hymenoptera; Braconidae. Bases 197 to 1591 code for a protein of 464 amino acids. The transcript is spliced from 2 exons.